CUGAAGCUGUGUGGGUGGUGUCUAGAUCAUGUCGCAGCUGGAGGAGCGUGGGGCGUGUGUGUAUUGCGUGAGUGGUUAGCGCGAUUGUUUGCGCGAUAUGGUGGUUGUCCUGUCGUGAGGCUCUCUGGGUACUGGUGCUCGGUGGUCCGGGCCCGUCUCCGCAUGUUGCUUGGAUAUAUGCAUUGUCUGGGCCCACUAUAUGUACGAUGCUUUUGCGCCACAAGUUGUAACUAG
Messenger RNA from Bipolaris zeicola 26-R-13, 234 nucleotides. RefSeq lists its product as uncharacterized. The annotation marks the transcript as partial. NCBI's taxonomy places the organism in Eukaryota, Fungi, Ascomycota, Dothideomycetes, Pleosporales, Pleosporaceae. The record is from RefSeq and is a predicted model, not a curated record. The transcript has a single exon.